Messenger RNA from Protopolystoma xenopodis, 237 nucleotides. The record is from the annotation of a GenBank genome assembly. NCBI's taxonomy places the organism in Eukaryota, Metazoa, Platyhelminthes, Monogenea, Polystomatidea, Polystomatidae.
UUGUUUUUUAUAUUCAGCAUCAGCCUAUUAUGUGGGCUUGCCAUUUCGAAUAGAACAAUAGGCUACAACCACGCUGUCGAUUGGUGGUCAGUAGGCGUUUUAAUUUUUGAAAUGGCAGCAGGCUAUCCGCCUUUCUACUCAGAGCAGCCAAUCGAGAUCUACGAAAAAAUAGUUGCUGGAAAGUCUAACAUGAAACUGAAGGAUACAACUUCCUCGAUCUGUAGUGCAUAUGAAUAA